This is a messenger RNA of Alternaria rosae, 1384 nucleotides long. RefSeq names its product protein kinase-like protein activator. NCBI's taxonomy places the organism in Eukaryota, Fungi, Ascomycota, Dothideomycetes, Pleosporales, Pleosporaceae. Gene Ontology annotation, cellular component: nucleus; cytoplasm. The record is from RefSeq and is a predicted model, not a curated record. Gene Ontology annotation, molecular function: protein kinase activator activity. Gene Ontology annotation, biological process: cell division; signal transduction; positive regulation of protein phosphorylation. The transcript has 3 exons. The coding region runs from base 117 to 1142 and encodes 341 amino acids.
CACCAACAUCCUCCCCCUCAAUCCUCUUGCAUACCUUCAUAAGCCGGCCUCUCUAGGUGCAUUGGACGUAUCCGCCCCGUACCCCCCCCACACUAAAUUCCACGAAUCCGCAAAUCAUGGCCUCUUUUUUCGCAAACGUUCGCCAAGGAUUGGCUGGUCGAUCCAACAAGGGCCAACAGCAGCAGGGCAAAGGUGGCUCCGCGUCGCCAACCACUCCAUACUCGGCUUCACCAACAAACCAACAACCUCCAGGCCAACCGCCUAUGCCCCAUUCUCCCGCUCUAUCCUCUGCCAUGUCGUUCGAAAGCCAAGGUGCUCCGUCGGAUGGGUCCGUGCCGUCUGGCUCCCGUAGACCGCCUUUCUUCUUCCGCGAAGAGUACUCCAACUUGAUCGUCAAGGGUAACUUUAUGACUUUGGCUGCGAAGCCGAAGCUAGUCGAAGAGGGCGAAUGGCUCGCACAUCAAGUUGUCGAGCAGUACAGGCUACUCGAGCAAAUGAUUGAAAUCAUCAAAGUUACAGACGACCGGACAGGCAAGCCUGUCUGCAACCCAGAUACCUGCCCUACCAUGUCUGCCAGCGGCCACACAUACACCUGGCUGGACAACAACAAGAAGCCCAUCAAGAUCCCCGCAAUCCAGUACAUCAACCUCGUACAAAAGUGGAUCGUGGGCAAGAUCAACGACCCAAACAUCUUCCCCACAGACACCACAGCCAUCUCUAUCGGAGCAUCAACCUACGCUUCUGGUUCCAUGACACCAACCUCAACGCCACAGCCUCUCGGACCCACCAGUUCCAAUGCCCCAAUGUCCCAACUCGCCGGGCGCGAGUGGCUCGGCAAGUCAUCCGGCUUCCCCGAGACUUUUGAAGGCGACAUCAAGAGUAUCUACCGCCAGAUGAUGCGAUGCUAUGCACACAUCUACCACGGCCACUGGCUGGACCCCUUCUGGAACGUGAGUGCGUACAAAGAGCUCAACACUUGCUUCAUCCAUUUCAUCAACGUCGGCAAGCUGUUCAAUUUGAUCGGCGACAAGGAAAUCGAGCCCAUGCAGCCGCUGGUCGACCUCUGGGCCGAGAAGGGUCUGCUUCCGCCAAUCACGGCAGCCAAGGAGUCAGGUGGGCAGCAGGCUGCACCCGCGUCUUGAGCAACGAAGAGUAUUCCACUUGAGUAACGAACGGCGGCGCCAUUUGAUAUGGAACACCACAUCAGCAAGCUAUCAACAUUUAUCGCCUUGCAUGGGUAGCGUGAGGGGUCUGGGAGAGGAUGAUUGGCGUUCUGGCAUGUAUUACGAUUUGCGCAAUGUAGCCCUACAUGUGAAUACGGCAAUGAAUAGUUCUGAACAACUUCUUGAGUCACGCCAUGCACAUGCAGUCAAAACAGCAGGUA